Molecule: messenger RNA, 1527 nt
Organism: Adineta steineri
Lineage: Eukaryota; Metazoa; Rotifera; Eurotatoria; Adinetida; Adinetidae
Source: the annotation of a GenBank genome assembly
AUGGAUUUGCUCCCAGCACUUCCAACUCGACAACAAAUAAGCCGGAAGAAAUCGUCGAUUUUACCAUCGCAAACUCCUGAACGUCGACAAAGUAGUCUUAAUACAAUUCGUCGUUCAAUCGGCAUUGUUGAACCAGAAGAAAAUUUAGUUAAUAACAUGAGACGAAAUUCAGUUGCUUGGCAAACAAUGUCACAAAGUUUAGAUCUUCAACUUGAACAAAAUCGACGUAGAUCAGAAUUAACUGCACGUCGUCAACAAUCAAUCGUUGCUUCUAAUCAACGAUCUGAUCAUAUAACAGUACCUGUUGAUGAUGAUAAAGGUAUUGAAGUAGUACCAUCAGUAACUGUCAAGGGCAAACCAUCAACUCAUCGUCCUAGUGCAGCAGAUUCAAUACUUGAUUUUGACGGAGAUACAUCAUUAUUAAAAACAGAUGUACAUAUUGUAUCAAUUGAAACUCUUGCAGAAAGAUUUGAAAGUAAUAUACAAAAUGGUUUAACAGAUGAUACAAUUCAACAACAUCGUGCUAAAUAUGGACAAAAUAAAUUAACACCACCACCAAAACCAAGUAUUAUAUGGAUGUUUUUCAAACAAAUUCUUAUCGGUUUCAAUUGGAUCCUUUGGGUUGCUACGAUAUUUGCUUUUCUUAGUUAUAAACCAUUUGGUGAUCCAAAUCCUGAUGUGACUAAUUUAGGUUUAGCAAUUGUUCUUAUUCUUGUUAUUAUUUCUAAUGGUGUAUUUAAUUUCUAUCAAGAAGUUAAAUCAAUGAAAAUUGUUGAUUCAUUCUCUCAUAUUCAAUCAACAAUAACAACAGUCAAACGAAAUGGUCUUGAAAUGCAAAUAAAUACGGAAGAACUUUUACCUGGUGAUAUGGUUCGUAUUAAUAUGGGGCAAAAAGUUCCAGCAGAUUGUCGAUUAAUUACAUGUGAUGGUCUUCAAGUCAAUUCAUCUGAAUUAACUGGAGAAUCUGAACCUGUUAAUUGUACAGUUAAAUGUACAAAUCUUAAUUUUAUGGAAUCAUCAAAUCUUAUAUUUUAUCCAUCACUUGUUGUGCAAGGUACUGCAAAUGCAAUUGUUGUUAAUAUUGGUGAUGCUACUGUUCUUGGACAGGUUGGAAAAUUAACACGAGGUACAGGUAGUUCAGAUGUAACUGGUCUUCAUCGAGAAAUUAAUCGUUUUGUCGUAUUUGUUGUUUGUGCUGCACUUACUUCAGUUAUUCUUAUUUGGAUCACAUGGGGUGCUUGGCUUAAUAAUAGUCAAAAAGGAUAUAUUACUUUAAAUGGUAAUAUAACAAAUUCAAUUGGAAUGGUUGUUGCUUUUAUUCCUGAAGGUUUACCAGCUGCAGUGACUCUUGUAUUAACUAUUGUUGCUAAAAGAAUGUAUAAACAAAAAGUACUUGUUAAAAGUUUAGCGACAGUUGAAACAUUUAAUAAUGUCUCUAUAAUUGCUACAGAUAAAACUGGUACAUUAACAAUGAAUCAAAUGACAAUAACAGCAAUUCUAUGGGGUAAUCAAGGUGAAUAUAUGGUU